Molecule: messenger RNA, 1555 nt
Organism: Trifolium pratense (red clover)
Lineage: Eukaryota; Viridiplantae; Streptophyta; Magnoliopsida; Fabales; Fabaceae
Product: putative ETHYLENE INSENSITIVE 3-like 4 protein
Exons: 1
Coding region: 68-1450 (460 amino acids)
Cellular component (GO): nucleus
Molecular function (GO): DNA-binding transcription factor activity; DNA binding
Source: RefSeq, a predicted model, not a curated record
UACAUUCACACAUUUCAAACAUCUUACACUGCAUUGCAUCUAUAAGAAGAAUUCACAGAAAUCAAUUAUGGUGAAAAUCACUGAAGAAAUUGACCUCUUUGAUCAACAAGAAGAAGAGAAAUUAGAAGAAGUUAUAGACUAUGAUGAGCUGAAGAAACGCAUGUGGAAGGACAAAAUCCUGCUACAGAAGCUAAAAGAAAAAGGUAAAAAAGUUGAUCAACAAAAUCAACAAGCAAAAGAUGAAGCAUCAAGAAGAAAAAAGAUGUCAAGAGCACAAGAUUCAAUCCUUAAAUACAUGAUGAAGAUUAUGACAACAUGCAAAGCUCAAGGUUUUGUCUAUGGUAUUAUACCAGAAAAUGGAAAACCAGUAACCGGUUCUUCUGAAAGCUUGCGUGAAUGGUGGAAAGAACAAGUCAAAUUCAGUCAAAAUGCUCCAUUAGAAGUUUCUAAAUAUUUACCACUCUUUGAAGAAAAUCAAGAAGAGUUGGAAUUACUAGAUCCAAUUUCAUCAUAUAUGUAUUUACUUUAUGAUUUGCAAGACACUACUUUAGGUUCUCUUAUUUCAGCUCUAAUGCAACACUGUGCACCACCACAAAGAAGAUUCCCUCUUGAAAGAGGUUUAGCUCCUCCUUGGUGGCCUAAUGGAACAGAACAAUGGUGGGGUCAACAAGGUCUUUUGGCACAAAAACAAGGUCCACCACCUUAUAAAAAACCACAUGAUUUGAAAAAGGCUUGGAAAGUUUCUGUGUUGGCUGCAAUCAUUAAGCACUUGUCUCCUGAUGUUGAUAAAGUUAGAAGGUUGGUGACUCAAUCAAAGACUUUGCAAGAUAAGAUGACAGCUAAAGAUAGUGCAACUUGGUCCAAAGUUAUGAACCAAGAACAAGCCUUGGUUCAUCUCACUGAAAAGUGCCUCAAGAUAUCAGAAGAAGAAGGUGAAAGUUCUAGUACUACUAAACAUGUUUUGAAUCAGUUGGAAGAAGAAUAUGGUAGCAAUGAGAAGAGGAGGAAGUUUGAUUUUGAUGUUGAUUUUGAUAAGCUACUAUAUUCAUGUCAAUAUGCUGAAUGUCCACAAAGUGAAUUGUGUAUGGGAUUUUCAGACAAAAGCUCAAGAUUGAACCAUGAAUCACUCUGUUCUUACAGAAUAGAACAAGGACAUGUUCCCUUCCAUGAUUAUCUGCCAGAUGAUUGGUUGAAUAUGCAUAUAGCAGGGGCUAAUAAUCAGCAUCAGGAUCGUAAAAACCUCGUUGAGAAUGUGAAAGAGCUGAGAGAGAUUGUUGAUAUGACAGUAGAAGAAGAUUAUGGUGGCUUCUGGCUAAAUAGCAUGCAAGAUCUUGAAUUGAACAUGGGAGUGGACAUGGAAAGAGAUAACGUGGACUUGAAUCAAAAUCCAGCACAAGAUACAACACUGAGUCAUGAAGAAACCUCGAUAUGGGACUUGACAUACGAUUAAGUUUUAUGCCUCACUGAUGAACUCGGAUCCUCUGUGGCCAUCCAACCUAAUAAGAUUUGGUUGGAUAACUACAGGUGAUCGAAGUUCUGAGCUCCGUUUUCUUUC